GAAGGUGAAAUGGAAGGUGAGGCAUUUGAAGCUGUUGUGGAAGAUUCAGAAACUUUUAUUAAGGGAAAAGAGAGAAAAACUUAUGAAAGACGCCGUGAAGCUGGGCAGGAGGACGAUGCUUGUCAUACACCACCAAACCAAGCAGAUGGGGGUGAAGUAAUUCAGGAUGUCAACAGUGGUGUGCAGAUGGUUAUGAUGGAACAGUUGGAUCCAACACUUCUUCAAAUGAAGACUGAAGUAAUGGAAGGUGCAGUGCCUCAGGAAACGGAGGCUACAGUGGAUGACACACAGAUCAGAACACCUCAGGUUGUUAAUAUGGAAGAGCAGCCUAUAAAUCUUAGUGAGCUUGAAGUACUGGUACUUGAAGCACUUGCCACCACUUCUGUGGAAGAACUUCAGGGAGCAUAUGAAGAUGAGGUUUCCGAAGGAGGCCUGCAAGAGGGAGAGCCCAUGAUCUGUCACACUCUCCCUUUACCAGAAGUCUUCCAGGUAGUGAAAGUGGGUGCAAAUGGUGAGGUGGAGACGCUGGAACAAGGUGAACUUCAGCCCCAAGAAGAUCCUAAUUGGCAAAAAGAUCCAGACUAUCGGCCACCAGCCAAAAAAACAAAGAAAAACAAAAAGAAUAAGCUACGCUACACAGAGGAAGGCAAAGAUGUGGAUGUCUCUGUGUAUGACAUUGAAGAGGAGCAACAGGAGGGUUUGUUGUCUGAGGUCAAUGCAGAAAAAGUAGUGGAUAACAUGAAGCCACCUAAACCAACAAAAAUCAAAAGGAAAGGAACCAGUGGUAUAAUUAGUUUUUUUGGGGGCGGAGCUUUUUGGACAGUCACAUUACUGACGAAGCACCUCAACACUCACACAGGUACACGCCCUCACAAGUGCCCGGAUUGCGACAUGGCCUUUGUGACCAGUGGAGAGUUGGUUCGGCAUCGCCGCUACAAACACACCCGCGAGAAACUAUUCGAAUGUUCAAUGUGUGAUUAUUCUAGUGUGGCGGUUAGCAAUUUGAAACGCCACAUUCGCUCUCACACUGGAGAUUAUCCGUUCCAGUGCAGCUUGUGCAGCUAUGCCUGCAGGGAUACUUACACGCUGAAGAGGCACAUGAGGACCCACUCUGGAGAGAAGCCAUAUGAGUGUUACAUCUGCCAUGCUCGCUUCACUCAGAGUGGUAACAUGAAGGUGCACAUUUUACAGAAACAUACGGAGAAUGUGGCCAAAUUUCACUGUCCUCACUGUGAUACUGUUAUAGCAAGAAAGAAGGGCUUGGGUGUCCAUUUGCAAAAGCAGCAUUCCUACACUGAGCAGGGCAAGAAGUGUCGAUACUGUGAUGCUGUGUUUUGUGAGCCAUAUGCCCUCAAACAGCAUCAAAAGUCUCACAAGAAUGAGAAGCGCUUCAAGUGUGACCAGUGUGAUUAUGCAUGCAGGCAGGAGUGGCACAUGAUCACGCAUAAACGGACCCAUACUGGAGAAAAGCCUUAUGCCUGUAGCCAUUGUGAUAAAACCUUCCGUCAAAAACAGCACUUUGAUAAGCACUUCAAACGAUACCAUGAUUCCAACUUUGUCCCUGCUGCAUUUGUCUGUUCCAAGUGUGGUAAAACUUUCACUCGCAGGAACACAAUGGCCAGACAUGCUGAUAAUUGUUCUGGCCCAGAUGGUGGGGAAGGAGAGAAUGGAGGAGAGACAAAGAAGGGCAAACGUGGCAGAAAGAGAAAAAUGCACUCUAAGAAAGAAGAUUCCUCUGAUAGUGAGGAAAGUGCUGAACCAGAUUUGGAUGAUAAUGAAGAUGAAGAGGAGACAGCAGUAGAAAUUGAGGCUGAACCAGAAGUUGAGCAAGAGGCUCCUGCACCACCUCCUAGUAAGAAACGAAGAGGAAGACCACCAGGCAAAGCUGCCACCCGACCAAAACAAUCCCAGCCUGCAGCAAUCAUUCAGGUUGAAGACCAGAACACUGGUGAAAUUGAAAAUACUAUGGUUGAAGUAAAGAAAGAACCUGAUGCAGAACCAGUAGAGGAAGAAGAAGAAGCUCAGCCUGCUGUAGUGGAAGCUCCCAAUGGAGACCUCACUCCUGAGAUGAUUCUCAGCAUGAUGGACUGGUGA
Rhea pennata is the source of this 2094-nucleotide messenger RNA. Its product is annotated as transcriptional repressor CTCF-like. The coding region runs from base 10 to 2094 and encodes 694 amino acids. Gene Ontology annotation, cellular component: nucleus. Lineage: Eukaryota; Metazoa; Chordata; Aves; Rheiformes; Rheidae. The transcript has 10 exons. The record is from RefSeq and is a predicted model, not a curated record. Gene Ontology annotation, molecular function: transcription coregulator activity. Gene Ontology annotation, biological process: regulation of transcription by RNA polymerase II.